GGAAAAAUGACGUUGUAUAAGUUGGUGGUGCUGGGGGAUGGCGGUGUCGGAAAGACUGCUCUCACAAUUCAGGUUUGCUCCUUGCCUAUCCCGGUCCUGUGAUUACGAGCUUUUGGCUGAGACUUUGGAUUUAUUAGCUGUGUUUGAAUCAUUUCGUUGAGACCUACGAUCCGACCAUCGAAGACUCCUACCGCAAGCAGGUAGUGAUCGAUAAUCAAUCAUGUAUGUUGGAAGUCCUGGACACGGCAGGCCAAGAAGAAUAUACGGCACUGAGGGACCAGUGGAUUCGUGACGGCGAAGGUUUUGUGCUCGUCUACAGCAUCACGUCGCGCGCUUCGUUCUCUCGGAUACAAAAGUUUUACAACCAGAUCAAGAUGGUCAAGGAGUCGGCGAACUCCGGAUCGCCUUCCGGAGCGAGCUACCUAGGAUCCCCGAUGCAUGUCCCUGCUGGACCGCCGCUGCCUGUGCCUGUGAUGUUGGUUGGCAAUAAGAGCGACAAGGCCGUCGAGCGUGCGGUUUCAGCACAAGAAGGCCAAGCUCUGGCCAAGGACCUGGGCUGCGAGUUUGUGGAGGCCUCUGCGAAGAACUGCAUCAAUGUCGAAAAGGCCUUCUACGACGUUGUGAGGAUGCUCCGACAGCAGCGACAGCAACAGCAGGGUGGACGAGGCCAAGAACGACGGCCGACCGGCCUGGGCACCAUGCGCGAUCGUGAUGCUGGCCCCGAAUACCCUAAGGCUUUCCGCCCAGACCGAUCGAGACAUCGCAACCCAAUCAAAUGUGUUGUCUUGUAAGCUGUUGCCUUGAGGGGCUUGUGUGAACGAACGGUCGGUCGUGCUGCUUACGAGGCCUAAUUUGGGGUCUCCUGGACAUGGUUUCUUUUUCGAUCCAUUGAUGGUCGAUUCUUCAUUCUUGACCUCCGAUUUUCAACUCCCAUCCCCCCACCCCUCCUCUCCGCUCCGAGGAUCCAUGUGAGCAUGCUCCAUAACAAUUUGUUCUCUUGUUUAUAUUUGGCUGCAAGACAUCUUGUCGGUCCCCAGGCCCCCCUUUGUCACCUUUCUAUGACCGACAGCUCGAGAUGUCGGUAUACGGAUAAUGUGCUUGAUGCAUGACGCAUGCG
Molecule: messenger RNA, 1117 nt
Organism: Aspergillus wentii DTO 134E9
Lineage: Eukaryota; Fungi; Ascomycota; Eurotiomycetes; Eurotiales; Aspergillaceae
Gene: rasB
Product: Ras small monomeric GTPase RasB
Exons: 1
Coding region: 225-791 (188 amino acids)
Biological process (GO): signal transduction
Cellular component (GO): plasma membrane
Molecular function (GO): GTP binding; GDP binding; GTPase activity
Source: RefSeq, a predicted model, not a curated record